Messenger RNA from Nyctereutes procyonoides (raccoon dog), 4880 nucleotides. It is a transcript of the gene SLC35F3, whose product is annotated as solute carrier family 35 member F3. Gene Ontology annotation, biological process: thiamine transport. The transcript is spliced from 7 exons. The record is from RefSeq and is a predicted model, not a curated record. Gene Ontology annotation, cellular component: membrane. The coding region runs from base 244 to 1509 and encodes 421 amino acids. Lineage: Eukaryota; Metazoa; Chordata; Mammalia; Carnivora; Canidae.
GGCAGGAGGCUGUGGGCGCGCGUGCGGAGCGGCUGCGCGGCCGGGAAGAUGCGCUCGGAGGGGCGGCCGCCGCAGUGAGCCGCGGCGACGGGAGCCGGGCCCGCAGCCCGGGGGCAGGGCCUGAGCGCCCGGCCGCUCGCGCUCUUCCGCGGCCCAGGCCGCCGGGACCGACCCGAGAGGCGCGCCCGGCCGGCCCCAGGAUGUAGGCGAUCGCGGGGCGCUCCUGCAGGCGGACGGCUCAUCAUGAAGAAGCACUCGGCCCGGGUGGCCCCGCUCAGCGCCUGCAACAGUCCGGUCCUUACCCUCACCAAAGUGGAAGGGGAGGAGCGCCCCCGGGACUCCCCGGGCCCGGCGGAGGCCCAGGCGCCGGCUGGGGCAGAGGCCGGCGGGAGGACGAGCCACCCCUGCUGGAGAUGCUCCCGGGCGCAGCUCAAGAAGAUGUUCUGGGGUGUGGCGGUGGUGCUGUGCGUGUGCUCCUCCUGGGCAGGCUCCACGCAGCUCGCCAAGCUGACCUUCAGGAAGUUCGAUGCUCCCUUCACCCUGACAUGGUUUGCCACCAACUGGAACGUUUUAUUCUUCCCGUUGUACUACGUGGGGCACAUCUGCAAGUCCACAGAGAAGCAGUCUGUGAAGCAGAGAUACAGGGAAUGCUGUCGAUUUUUUGGAGACAAUGGCUUGACUUUGAAGGUGUUUUUUACCAAGGCAGCACCCUUUGGUGUUCUUUGGACACUCACAAACUACCUGUACUUACAUGCAAUAAAGAAAGUGAACACUACGGAUGUCUCCGUGUUGUUCUGCUGCAACAAAGCUUUUGUGUUCUUGCUCUCAUGGAUCGUUCUCAGGGACAGGUUCAUGGGAGUGAGGAUUGUGGCUGCCAUCCUCGCCAUUGCUGGGAUCGUGAUGAUGACCUAUGCAGAUGGCUUCCACAGCCACUCUGUCAUUGGCAUAGCACUGGUGGUGGGCUCUGCAUCCAUGUCUGCCCUCUACAAGGUUCUGUUCAAGCUCCUCCUAGGCAGUGCUAAGUUCGGAGAAGCCGCCUUAUUCUUGUCCAUUCUGGGUGUGUUUAACAUCCUCUUCAUCACCUGUAUUCCCGUCAUCCUCUACUUUACCAAAGUGGAAUACUGGAGCUCUUUCGAUGACAUUCCAUGGGGAAAUCUUUGUGGGUUUUCAGUCCUCUUAUUGACAUUCAAUAUUGUAUUAAAUUUUGGAAUUGCUGUUACGUAUCCCACUCUGAUGUCUGUUGGAAUUGUUUUCAGUGUCCCUGUGAAUGCAGUGGUGGAUCACUACACCAGUAAGAUCGUCUUCAACGGGGUCCGGGUCAUCGCCAUCAUCAUCAUCGGCCUGGGCUUCCUCCUCCUGCUCUUGCCGGAGGAGUGGGAUGUCUGGUUGAUCAAGCUGCUCACCCGCCUCAAGGUGAGGAAGAAGGAGGAGCCCGCGGAGGGCGGCGCAGACCCGGGCUCGGGGGCUCAGAGCAAAGCCAGAAGAGCGCGCCCCUCCUUCGCCCGCUGACCUGGGCUGCUGCAGAGCCCCGCGGCGCCCGCUCCCGCGUGUUAGGGACCUGGAGGUCUGGCCCUGACAGGGGACCCUCAGUUUGGAACGGUGUGUACAUACCUGUACAGUUCCGGUAAUCUGCGGUAAGUUAUACGGUAUUUAUUGGCAUGUCCAAUUUGCUUGCACUUUUUCCACAUCAGACCUUUCACCUAAGGGUACCAAUCCAAAAGGAAAGGGAAAAGAGGAGCCUCUGGGCCCUUUUGAAAUGAAUGUAAAGCCGGUUAAAAUGAUCCUUGCGUAGAUUGUUCGGGAUGACAAGAGGCGGGCCAAGAGGUUUGAAACUUAGCAACUGCAAAUUACAUUGCACACUGUGAUUAUUUUUCAGCUAUGGUAGGUCCUAUUUUGUUUUAUACCAGAGCUGUACUCUUAAUUUUAAGGGAUUUCAAAGAACCAAAAGAUAACUGUAAAUUAAUCUGGGUGGAUGGAGGGAUGGAGGGAUGGAGGCAAAGAGGUGAAGUAGGAAAGCAAAGAGGACUUCAGAGCCCACCGACCGUGGCUAACCUGGGGUGGCAGGUGGAGGAGGGCAGGCCCGGCCAGGUUACAGAAAGGGAAGGAGGAGCCCGAGCCCCCCGCUGGCCUGCUCUUCCGUGUGUGUAAGAUCGUGCAAGAGAAAUUACAGUGCCUUCUACAGAAUUUUUGUCCUUACCUACGUGAAGCGAGGUGACAUUAUAAGUCACUGGCGCCGUCUUAUCAUUUCGAUGUACAAAUCUUUAGAAACAAAACUAUAUAUGUGUGUGUAUGUGUACAAAAACGACAAGCUGAUGACCAGUGUAACAGAACACGGUGAGCAGUGUGCAAUGCACAUACAAGGUAGACUAGGCAGGACGUGAAUUGCUGGUUGCUUUUACUCCAUGACCACGAUCGAAAAAUUAUCUACUGAAUCUGUACACCUUUUUAUGAAACUUUUAAAGCACCAGGCUGUUUACUUAUACAAUUUAGAUCUGCCAGAAAAUUCUAUCUGUGAUAGAUCUGUCAAGAGGGACACAGGGGGUUAGAGUUUACUAUUUUUGAAGUUUACAUUGUUACAUACGAAAUGGAAACCUUAUUUUGAAAUGUUGUCAUAACCCAAUGGUGCACUCUGUAACCAUGGAGUCUUUCGUUUCGUAGGGGGAAGGGGCAUUCCUGACCUGAACUUUUUAGCAAAUUAUUAUUCUCAGUUUCCAUUACCUGUUUGGCCAAACAGAUUAAUAAACUAUUUAAAAAAGAAGCAUUUCGAGCUGUGUUGGUGGCCACUUUGCUGCAGCCUUGCUGUGCCGCUUUGACCCUCGCCUUACACUUUGCUCCCAGCAGGUCCCACCCUCCUGCACCUUCGUCCAGGCACGACAACCCACCCAGCCACCCUAGGGGAAGAAAUUCAUAUCGUAACAGCAGUGGUGACUGUCCCAAAAGCAAAAUGCAAAAACGGUCAGCUGGGCCUCAUAAAAAAGUCUUGAGCGGCAUUUCCCUCUACUGUCUUCUCAUUGUCUCCCUGUCCCUCCCCCUAGGGGCUUGCCUCACCCCCAACCCCUGCCACCCCACUUGGCUCUGGGUGUUGCUGCUGUGUCUCAUUCUUCCGCACAGACUGGUUCCUCAGCUCUGCUGGCGUUGGGGCCCUCAGAGCUGCCUCCAAGUGGCAGCCUCAGUCCCGGCGUUGACAUGGUCCUCCCGCUCCACCCCGUGCCUCCCUUCCACCUGAGCAUCCCAGCCUAGUUCUAGCGCUGUAGAGAAUUUGGGUAGCAGCCCCAGUAGCAUGUACAUUUCUGUUCCAGGCAGCUGCAGCCAGAGGCUGGGAGGCCCAAUGUUUCUCAUCCUGCAGCUGCAAACAGCAGCGUUCUCUAAGUGGGACGGGGCUGAGCAGAGAAAGGACGGCGAGCCUCUUUUAGGACAUCUCAUCCUUCCAGCCACACCUCUAGCGACCAAACACCAGGCAUCCCUUGCUACAUGGGGUCAGAACUGGUGAGCUGAGCUGUCCAGAGCAGAGAGCUCCCUGCCUGGUGUGUCCAAUGUGUGCUGUGAGGGGGAUCCUCCCCCAUCCCCUUAGUGGAGCCUGGAUGAGUCACCUCCAUGACUCUGUCUGGGUUCUAGACCCCUCCAGUUACCUUGGGUGGGCAAACAAACAUCCCCUACGUAAGCCACGACAUGAAAAAGUUGGGAAACUGUAUGCCCGAGUAGGUGUACCUCAUUCUCCUGUUUGGCAUAAAAGACAUAAAGGCGUAAAAGAAUUGGAAACAGAGCUUCAAAGGCAUAUUUGUACACUCUGAUCAUAGCAGCCUACUCACAGCAGCCAAUAGGUGGGGCAACCAAGUGUCCAUCAGCAGCUGAAUAACCAAAUGUACACAUAAUGGAAUGGUAUUCAGCCUUUAAAAGGGGGGGGGAUUUCUGACCCCAUGCUACAACAUGGAUGAAUUUUGAAGACAUAAUACUGAAUGAAAUAAGUCACAAAAGGCCAAAUCUAUGAUUCCACUUAUAUGAGACACCCAGAAUAGUCAAAUUCAUAGACAUGGAAAGUAGAAUGGUGGUUACUAGGGGCUGGAAGUGAAGAGUUAUCAUUCAGUGGGGACACGGUUUUAAUUUCAUAAAGAUUAAGUCCUGGAGGUGGACUGUGGUGAUGGUUGCCCAACAAUGUGAAUGUACUUAAUGCCAUUGAACUGUAUGCUUAAAAAUGCUUACAUGGUAAAUUUUAUGUAUAUUUUAUCAUGAUAAAAAAUACUUGGAAGGUAAGGAAUGUGAAAUAAAAUGGUUAAAAUUCUCAGAAUUGGUUAAUGUUCCUUUCAGGAAUCAGGUAGGGGAGAUUUGAGAGAUUUCUUUCCAGAAAGGAUACAAACCACAACCUCCCACCCCCACCCCAGGCAGGUUUCGAGGACUGGGAUGAGCUGUGGCCAAGUGGAAAGUGAUCUCUGGAGAGAAAGAUCCCAGAAAAGAGUCCCUCCCAGUGGAACCAUGGGGUGACUUGGGGAAACAGCCUCCAUCCCCGCUCUGUCUGGGGAAUCGUCUGCCCUCUAGAGGCCAGUCUGGAUAGCAAUGAAAGAAUUCUGUUUUUACUCCUUUGAGGAGUCCAAAUGAAGACAAAAGUACAAAGAGGAUAAGUGGCCUCUGCUGCUGACCAAGGUGCCAAAGACUCUCGGAGCCUCCACUCCUACCUUCUUUGUCAAAAUAUGGUCAUUUGGAGCCAGAGGACGCGAAAUGACCAGCUGCCUUGCCACAACCAGUCAGAGCUGGCUCUAAGGACUCAUACCUGCUCACAUCUGCUGUGCAGAUGCUCAGGAUAGAGACUCAGGAGAGAAGAAAUUGUUGCCAGAGACAUACCACCCUGUAGAACAGGUGUGUUUCCAAAUCUAGCCAAGGAUGCA